UGUCGUUAUAUCGAUAUACUGUCCGCAAAUAUAUUGACUAAUUUAUUACAUGAACGAGUAAAUUUAAAAAACUCAAGAAUAAUCUACAACAUUGUUUGCAAUUACUUACGGUUUUGAUAAAUCUGUCUAUACAGUUUGUUGACAUUGUGACUUCGAAUUAAGCCCGUAAUAUUGUCAAUGUCCUAAUGUAAUCAGUUUUUAAUAGUGAUCAAGUGAUAUUUGAAAAAGGUUUUUGUUAGUGUCAAUAUGAUUUUUGAUACUACAAAUGUUGAUCUACAUGAUGCACGACAAUACUCUAAACAAGUGUUGGCAGCAUUUUCAGGUACUAUACUAGCAAUAUCCGAUGGCAUGACAUUCGCUUGGACAUCUCCAAUGACCUUAUACUUAAUCAGCGAGGAGAGUCAUAUAAAAACAACAAAGGAAGCAGUGGAAUGGCUCGAGACUGCCUUUUUAGUCGGAUGUUUAAGUGGGAUUCCACUAACCCUAUACUCAGUCGAUAAAUUUGGAAGAAAGAGAAGUCUUGUUUUUGUUUCUUUAAUGAUGUUAUUUGGAUGGUUGUUGAUAGGCUUCGCCAAUCAAAUGAUAUAUUUAUUUCUAGCGAGGGUACUUGCCGGAAUUGCCAGCAAUAUGGUUUACGUGGUAUGUCCGAUGUACAUGUCCGAAUUAUCCGACGAAAAUAUCAGAGGAUUACUUUCAGGAAUAAUGAUGGUCAUGGAUCAUGCAGGAUCUCUAUUGGUUUAUAGUCUGGGUACACGCACGCCUUAUUACGUAUCUCCUCUGUUAGGUUGUAGUAUCGUUAUGUUCCAAAUUAUAAUAUUCUCUUUUAUGCCCGACUCACCUUUCUAUUUAGUAUCUAUCAAUCAAUUACAGAAGGCGAAGGAAGCUUUAAUAUAUUUCAAACCAUACAAGUGUCCCGAUAAUGAAAUAAAAACAAUUCAACAGAUGCUACAUAACGAACAAAGCGAAAGACGUAGUGCUCUAGAUAUUUUUAGAUCGAAAACAAAUAGGAAAGUUUUGACGAUUAUAACGUUUUUGAAUCUUUCCCCCCAACUACUCGGUUAUAGUGUUAUAGUAAUGAAUCUGCACGUUAUUUUGGAAGCAGCUGGUUCUAUUUACAUAAAUUCAUAUAAUACCGGUAUAAUUAGUGGUGUCAUAAUGUUAGUAGCGACAAUAAUUUGCUCUGUAUCGGUGGAUAAAUUCGGAAGAAGGAUCUUGAUAAUGGUGUCCUCUAUAAUAUCAGGACUUUGCGUUUUAGCUUUGGCUGUUUAUUUCAAUUUCAAAUUUGCCGAUUUCAAUACUGAAGCAAUCAGUUGGAUUCCCAUAGUAUCUGUCAUAAUUUUUUGUUUAUUCUUCAAAAUCGGAAUAGGGAUCAUUCCAAUGAUAGUUAACGCUGAAAUAGCACCGAGUAGCAUUCGAGCUGUUUCUGUUACUUACGGUGAUGGGUUGAAGAUCUUUGGGAGCAUAAUUUCAAUUCAAAUCUAUCAGUUUGUUACUAAAGCAGCAGGGUUGUUUGUACCGUUCUAUAUUUAUUCUUGUUGGGCUUUUAUUUUGGCUUUGUACACAUUCCUUUAUAUUCCAGAAACCAAGGGACACUCGUUGGAAGAAAUACAAAGAAUUUUGCAUAACGACGGAAAUAAUCAGCAGAUUCAGGAGUAACAUAACUAAAUUUUAAUGUUUUUAUUGUAAAUGUAUAAUUUGGGAAUUAAUAUACGAGGUGUGAUCAAAUGCAGUGACUGCAUUUUUAUAACAGCAAUCACUUAUAUUGACACCUAUUUCAACUAGUGGACCCAUUUAUUGAGACAAGAAGUCAUCACAAGAUCCGUUCUAGCUUGUUAGUUUGUUACUAUAGCCGUUUUAGUAAAUUCCUUCUGUUGUGAAACAUUGAUGUCGAAGGAUGCUGAUUCCAUUGCCAAAAUUAUCAUUAGAAAUAAAAGUAAGGUGCAGCAAUCCAGUUCUCUGUUAUUAUCUUGUUCUAAAGGGACUCUAUAAUCAAAGUUGAACAUAAAAGUUAUGAUCAUUGUUUACUUUAAUUGUGCGCUUCAAGAGGAACAACUAUGAACCUUUAAGUACACACCAUGCGAUUAAAAACCCCUGAAAAAUUGAAGAAAACGUUUAUCAUAACAACGUGCCAUGUCACAAGCUAUUUUUGUCUCGACAGUUUUUGGCUGACUAAAAGUCUUCCACAUUAAUCGACAUUUAGCACCAAGUGAUUGCUGGCCAUUACUGAAUAAGAAAAUUAUACAAAAUAAACGUUUGUCUCCAUUGCUGAUAUUUAAAAAGCUACGAUUGCAUUUUAAAUUGGGUGUGCUACCCAAGGAGAUUGAUUCAAGUUUCAUGUUAAUGUUCUAUUUUUUUCUAAUGAAAUAAUUUAUCGUAUUAUUUAUCACAUCUCGUAUAAGAGGAUAAUAUAGUUUAAAUACCA
Diorhabda carinulata is the source of this 2422-nucleotide messenger RNA. RefSeq names its product facilitated trehalose transporter Tret1-like. Gene Ontology annotation, molecular function: transmembrane transporter activity. NCBI's taxonomy places the organism in Eukaryota, Metazoa, Arthropoda, Insecta, Coleoptera, Chrysomelidae. Gene Ontology annotation, cellular component: membrane. The coding region runs from base 247 to 1656 and encodes 469 amino acids. The transcript is spliced from 3 exons. The record is from RefSeq and is a predicted model, not a curated record. Gene Ontology annotation, biological process: transmembrane transport.